GUUGUAACACCCGUUUGGUUUACAUUUAGCCGGUAACACCCGGUGGAUAGACGCGUGUCGGGCGAUCCAAAACAGUACAGACCUACUACAUCAAAAUGGUUAAAGUUGACAUCAAAUACACUAAGCUGUUCAUCAACAACGAAUGGGUCGACGCCGUCAGCAAAAAGACCUUCCCGACUAUCAAUCCUCAAGAUGAGACCGUCAUUACUCAAGUCGCUGAAGGAGACAAGGCUGACAUCGACAUCGCGGUAGCCGCAGCAAAGAAGGCUUUCCAUCGCUACUCCGAAUGGCGCACUAUGGACGCGUCCCAAAGAGGUCGUCUGCUGCUGAAGCUCGCUGACCUCAUAGAAAGGGACUACAAGUACUUGGCCGAUUUGGAGACUUUGGACAAUGGCAAGCCAGUGAAACAAGCUGAAGGCGAGGUGCAGUGGUCAGCAGGCAUCAUCAGAUACUACGCAGGGAAAGCUGACAAGAUCUUAGGCAGCACUAUUCCUGCCGAUGGAGAGAUCCUUACAAUGACCUUGAAGGAGCCAGUCGGCAUUUGCGGUUCCAUACUACCCUGGAACUACCCAGUUCCCAUGAUCGUGUGGAAGAUCGCUCCAGCUUUAGCUGCAGGCUGCACCUUGGUGGUGAAGCCUGCGGAACAGACGCCUCUGACGGCACUUUACAUCGGAGCCCUACUGAAAGAGGCAGGCUUCCCAGCUGGGGUAGUGAACAUCAUCCCAGGGUACGGGCCCACGGCUGGAGCUGCCCUGACACAUCACCCAGAUGUCGACAAGAUCGCCUUCACUGGGUCCACCGAGGUUGGCCGCAUCAUCAUGAAUGCUGCCGCAGCUGUCAACUUGAAACGUGUCACAUUGGAGCUCGGUGGCAAGAGCGCUCUCGUGGUCUUCAAUGAUGCUGAUGUCGACAAAGCCGCUCAGAUUGCUCACGGCGCCGCUUUUGCGAACGCUGGACAAUGCUGCGUAGCCGCUACAAGGACAUACGUGCAAUCUGGCAUUUACGACAAGUUUGUUGCCAAGGCUGCUGAGAUCGCCAAAAAAAGGUCUGUUGGCAACUCCUACGAAGAUGUGCAACAAGGUCCUCAGAUUGAUCUCGAUAUGUUCACCAAAGUGAUGAACUACAUCAAAGCUGGCAAGUCAGAGGGCGCCAAGUGUGUGGCUGGUGGCGACAGGCAAGGGAAAGUCGGCUACUUCGUCCAACCCACGGUGUUCGCUGAUGUCAAAGAUGACAUGAAGAUUGCAAGGGAAGAAAUCUUUGGGCCAGUGCAGAGCAUCCUCAAGUUUGAAACCUUUGAAGAAGUGGUGGACCGCGCCAAUGACUCCAACUACGGCCUCGGUGCUGGCGUGAUCACCAACGAUAUCACCACUGCUCUCUCUUUCAUCAAACACGUCCGAGCUGGUUCUAUGUGGGUGAACACUUACGAACAUGUUACUGCGCAAACACCGUUCGGAGGCUUCAAAGAAUCAGGACUCGGCCGUGAGUUGGGUGAAGAAGGUAUUACCCAGUACCUUGAACAUAAGACUGUGUCCUUCAAUCUUCCGAAGAAGCCUCUCGUCUAAAUAACGCUAAAACUCUGACUGAUAAAAAAUGUGAUUAUCU
This is a messenger RNA of Chilo suppressalis (striped riceborer), 1602 nucleotides long. Lineage: Eukaryota; Metazoa; Arthropoda; Insecta; Lepidoptera; Crambidae. The record is from the annotation of a GenBank genome assembly.